This is a messenger RNA of Folsomia candida, 2799 nucleotides long. Its product is annotated as palmitoyltransferase ZDHHC1. Gene Ontology annotation, cellular component: Golgi apparatus; endoplasmic reticulum. Lineage: Eukaryota; Metazoa; Arthropoda; Collembola; Entomobryomorpha; Isotomidae. Gene Ontology annotation, biological process: peptidyl-L-cysteine S-palmitoylation; protein targeting to membrane. Bases 486 to 1946 code for a protein of 486 amino acids. The record is from RefSeq and is a predicted model, not a curated record. Gene Ontology annotation, molecular function: protein-cysteine S-palmitoyltransferase activity. The transcript has 4 exons.
GGACUAGCAUGGAGAGUCAUUAUAUUUUAUAUAUGGGGAUGAACCCCAUGAUAUAUUUGGCUAUUCCUACUUCCAAACAGCCUCGGCUACUGGCCCCCUUCAUUCGUUGACAAGGGGAAAGUACGGCAAAUGUAUUUCGAAGAAGCCAGGAAGUAAUAUCACAUCGUGACUCAUUUUGUGAACCCGACAAUAAGUUAUUACUUUGGCAUAAGAAAACUUUGUUGAAGAGUGAAAGUUCUCAAGCACAUACAUAUUUUCAUAUAUUACUCUGAAUGUGACACCUGACUGGCUCGUCUUUUUACUUCCGGUGAAAGUCAUCGUUCUCUUUAGUUUGGAUCAUGUGGAGUGAUCGAGUGACGUUAACAAAUUUUAAAGGUAGUUUCUGGAACAAAAUUGUUCUGGACAAAAUUCUGGAAUCCACACUUUGAGCAAACAGAUCUACGACUCUUAAAGAUAUUCAAUCACAAAUUCUGGACAAUUUCAACAUGAAGAUUAAACAUCGCAUUGGAUCCUGCAUGACAAACUUUUGCUCCUUGCAAAACCAUUUAAUCGAGAUUGAGCCGCAGCACCGGAAAUGGCGUCGGAUUCACGGAAUGGAGCUGCCACUCCACCCCCAGCAGAUUCUUGUCUGGGUCUUGAUGACCCUUUUCCUCAUCUUCACAUAUGUAUUCCUAAUCCCCGACCUUCCUCCAGCCUACGCGCUUCCAGUCUACAUUGCCACCAGCAUUACUUAUGCCACGAUGAUGAUUUCCUACUUUGCUGCCACCCUCAUUGACCCCGGUCAUCCCGCCGUAAGGUCAGCAAAGCUAAGAAAACCCGUUCCUGAAUUCGACCGAACCAAACACGCCCACGUCAUCGAGAAUGGGCGCUGUCACUUGUGUAAUAUUACCGUGUUUCAUCAAAGGACAAAACAUUGCAGCAUUUGUAAUAAAUGCGUGGAUAAUUUUGACCAUCACUGCCGCUGGCUGAAUCAAUGUGUGGGAGGACGAAAUUACAAGUUUUUCGUGAUUACAGUAGUGUCUAGCAUUUUGGCUUGCGCCUUGAUUAUUUCGUUCAGCGUUAUAGUUCUUGUUCGAAUCUUUACGACAAAUGGAAUUUCCAACGAACCCCUCCGCCUGGAUUAUAACGGUGAUAAUAACACUGUUGGGAACUUCAGCAUCAGCAAUAAUCACUCCCGCAUCGCCCAAAAACCAGAGUCCAGAGAGCUACCAAAAAAAUUGAACAUCAGCGACCUCGCCGACCACGAUGGUUUGUCCGUUCUAAACGAGAAAAACACGGCAAUUUCCAAUAAUAGCAUUAAUAAUACUAAUAAUAACUCCAGAAUAACCAAGUCAUAUCUGAUCGACGAGUAUCGAGUGCCAAAAACAGUGAUGUACAUCUUUGUAUCAGUCAUAUGUAUCGUAGCUGUAGGAAUGCUGAUUCAUCUCCUCGUGUUUCACAUUUACAUUGGGUGCAAAGGUCUCACCACGUACGAGUAUUUGAAACCAACCCCCAUCGUAUUCAAGCCACCUGAUGAGGAGAUAAAGGACUUGGACGGCAUUGAGGAGACACGUCACAACGGCAAAAACGGGUUCUCUCGGAGACAAACCAUCGAAAGUGUCAAAGAUAGUCACGAGAGGAUUAAUAUUGAGAACAAAAGUUCAAUUGAGCAACAGUCUGAGGACGACAUUUGGUCGACAAUGACGGAGAUUGACCUAAACGCUCCAGAAGGAGCGACAUUACCACGAGUAGCAAAUACUAAUCAUCGUCCUUCGAGCGGUCAAGAAACUAACCUCGUAAGAUCGAACAAUUUGAAAAAUUCUAACGGAACGGAUGAAACACUUCACAAAAAAUAUUUUAAAAGCAUUUCCAAACCAUAUCGAGGUUUAACUGGAUUGCUUGGAAAAAAUUCCAAUAAAAUUAAUCCAAGAGCUAGUAUACACAAUGAUGAGACAAAUACUACAUAAUGCAAUGCGGAAGUUUGGUUACCAUUCCGGCAACCCAUUUUAUAAUUUGAUAUGAGAUAAGUAAUUCUUAAUAUUUUUGAUUUCUUCUAAUUUGCUCAUAAACUCAUCUUUUUAUUAUGUUCAACGUUUUUCAUAUUUUUCUUUUUGACAUGUACAUAACGCUACACUCAAUUUUAUUUAUAACAGUCAAUUAUUGUAAUCAUUAUUUCUCAAUUCAAUUUUAGAUGAAUUUUAUCUCUGAGAGAAAUGCAUAUUGUUUUGUAAAAUAAUCUAAAUAAUAUUUAGAUUAAAUUAAUUUGAAAUAUUAUGCAAGAUUUCACAAGAUAAGCUGCAUGCAUUCAAAAUUACGGUUAUUAAUAUUGAGGACUAUGUUCUAUAUAUAUUUUCACACUGAUGAUAAAUAUGGAUUGUGUCAGUCAAAAUUAUAUAAUUAUGUUGUGUGCAUAUGUGAAUAUAUUUAUGUAAAGUUUGUAGUUCUUUAAACAUUUUUCAUUAUCAUGUAGUUUUCGUUGUAUAUUAUUAUUGUAUAUUGUGUAUUUUGUUGCAAAGUUGUAUGUACAUAUGUAUGUAGGUAUGUAUGUAAUAUAAAGUGAGCUGUAGAAAUGUCGGUUAACUUCUCAGGGAAAUAAUUAAUUUUGGUGUAUUAAUUAAUGUUAAAAUUAAUGUAAUUGUGUACAAAUGUCUGCAUUAUCUGUUUUAUUAGAGAUUUUUUGCAAUAUAUUUUUGCUUGUCAGGAGGACACCAAGAUAUAAUGAAGGCAAUGAUCAAAUUUAAUGAGGGUGAAGAGUAUGUAUUUUGUGUACAAUUCUGUCAAAUAAACUACUCAAAAAUAAAUAUACUUAUCUCAAAAUCA